Alligator mississippiensis (American alligator) is the source of this 2656-nucleotide messenger RNA. RefSeq names its product interferon-inducible GTPase 5. Bases 396 to 2126 code for a protein of 576 amino acids. The transcript has 3 exons. Gene Ontology annotation, cellular component: membrane. Gene Ontology annotation, molecular function: GTP binding. NCBI's taxonomy places the organism in Eukaryota, Metazoa, Chordata, Crocodylia, Alligatoridae. The record is from RefSeq and is a predicted model, not a curated record.
GGACACCUGGGUUCUCGGGGCUGAGCUGGAGUGCGGAGUGGGGUGGACGCCUGGGCUCCCUGGAAGGGGGGGCUGGGAGCCGGACGCCUGGGUGGGGGGGGCGGACGCCCGGGGGGGCGGGGGGCCGGGGGCCGGAGGCCUGGGCUCCCUGGAAGGGAGGUGCCUGGGGUGCCCCGGACGCCUGUGUCCUAGGGGCGGCGCUGUCCCCGGUGCUGCCGCCGUCCGUCUCCGCUUCCUUCCGCCGAGAAGCGAAACCUCCGGCACCGCCUCCGCCUCCGCCUCCGCCCGGGCCCAUUAGCUGCUCGGGGCCGAGACGCGCAGCCGCGGGGCCGGGACACGGGACACGGCCGCGGGGACACACGGCCUCGGGAGCGGCCCUGGCGAAGGCCCCCACCAUGGCGCAGCCACCCACUGCAGAUGUUGCGGAGCUGGCUGAAGUCUCAGUGCUGGUGCUGGGGGUGCCAGGCUGCGGCAAGACAGCAUUGAUCAAUGCAGCGCGGGGACUGGCACCCACUGACCCCCAUGCUGCCCCUCUGGAGGUCCCACCUGCCCCGGGGCCCCCUGAGCUGCACCCCGACCCCACGCAGCCCAGCCUGCUGCUGUGGGAGCGGGCACUGGUGCCGGGUGCCGAGGCCUGGCUGGCUGAGGCCGAUGUGGUGGUGGUGGCCAGUGCCGCGCUCUUUGGGCCGCAGGAGGUGGCAGUGGCUGCAGCAGCACGGGAGGCCGGGAAGACCGUGAUCUUUGUACGCACCCAGGCGGACCUGGCACUGCACACACUACGGCGCCUGCUGGGUGGUGGGUGUGAGGCCCGUGAGGCUGCACUGGGAGCCUUGCGGCAGGCCUGCACCCACGCCCUGCACAGCCUGGGGGUCCCUGCAUCCCCUGCGCUCUUCCUCAUCUGCAGCCUCCAGCCCCAUGGCCUGGACACGCCGCAGCUGCGUGCCACCUUGCUCGACGAGGCCCAGCACUGCCAGAGGCUGCUGCGCCGGGUGCUGUGUGACUUUGAGGUGAUUGGGGUGCGGGAAGCGGCUGAGCUCCAAGAGGCCUUUGAACUGGGUGGGCUGGAAGCUGUGGUGGCAUGGCUAGAGCGGGGGCUGGCAGCGCAUUGGGCCACGCGGCUGGCCAUAGCUGUGGUGGGGCCACCAGGUACCAGCACACAGCCCCUGCUCAAUGUGCUGCGCGGCUUGGCUGAUGAUGACCCCCAGGCCGCCCCUGCUGGCACCCCAGUGCCACAGCCCACGGCCUACCCCUGCCCUGCGCAGCCCGGUGUGGUGCUCUGGGACCUGCCCACGUCCGCACCGGACACCCUUACCACCUACGACAUCAUCCUCAUCCUUGCCACUGCGGCCUUUGGCAACAGCCACAUGGAGCUGGGCCGUGUCGCGGGCAAGCAUGGCUACUUCAUCCGUGCUGCAGAGGUGCUGGAGGAGGAGGAGGCUGCAGCACUGCGCCAGGCGAGCCAGGAGGAGCUGGCGGCCCUGGGGCUGCCAGAUGCUCUUGUCUUCGUGCUCAGCACUCGACGGCCAGAGCGCUAUGACUUUGCAGCCUUAUGGGAGGCACUGGUACGAGCCCUGCCGGAGGAGCAGGCCCGGGCACUGACGCUGGCCUUACCCCCACUAACACCAGCGCUGGUGGAAGCCAAACGCCGGGCACUGCAUGCUGAGGCCUGGAAGGUGGCGCUGGCAGCCAGCCUGGCAGCUGCCGUGCCUGUGCCCGGGCUGGCACUGAGCUGCGAUGUGCCACUGGUGCUGGAUGCCCUGACCACAUACCGCCAUGCCCUGGGGCUGCAUGCCGCUGGGCUGGCGGGGCUGGCGGCACGCAGUGGGACAACAUUGUCGGUGCUGCGGGCCGCUGUGCUCAGUGCGCCAGGCCGGGGUCUGAGCCGUGAGCUGGUGCAGGGGCUGCUGGGCCGGGCAGCUGGCGGGGCACUGGGUGGGCUGGCGCUUGAGCUGCUGGUGCACCGCCUGCCCUUCUGUGGUGCACUGGCGGCUGGAGGCCUGACCUUUCGCUGUACCCAUGCGCUGCUGGGCCACUGCAUCGAGGAGCUGGCUGAGGAUGCCCACCGUGUGCUAUGCCGGGCCUUCGGGGAGCCCCUGCCCACUGAACCCUGUCCAGGCCAGGGUUAGGCCUAGAUUGGGACUCCCUAGAGGGAGAAUCCCCCACUACUGACCAGGAUUGGCAUCCCCUCACUUCACCACCCCCACCUUCCCCAGGAUCAGGUCCAGAUCGAGACCCCUAGAAAGGAGAGACCUCCAUCUACUUCAUUCCCCCCUGUGCCCAGGAUCAGGUCUGGAUUGGGACCCCCUAGAUGGGAAAGACCCCAACUUCAUUUCCCACUUCCUGUCAUGCCCAGGAUUGGGUCUGAAUCGGGAUCUCCUAGAAGGGAGAGACCCCCGCACAACUCCACCCCCUGCCCCAGCCAGAGCCCUCAGGAUCCGGCCUGGAUUGGGACCCCCUAGAGAUGAGAGACCCCCACUCCCUGCCUUAUUUCUGCCACUGCCCCCACCUUACCCAGGAUCGGGUCUGGAUCGGGGCCCCUAGAGGGAGAGACCCCCCCCAACUGCUUCAUUGCCCCCCACCCGCCGCCCUCCACCGUGCCCAGGAUCGGGUCUGGAUCGGGACUUCCCAUGAUUAAUAAAACACAUGUUUUAAUUGC